This is a messenger RNA of Cannabis sativa, 937 nucleotides long. Its product is annotated as bidirectional sugar transporter SWEET13-like. Lineage: Eukaryota; Viridiplantae; Streptophyta; Magnoliopsida; Rosales; Cannabaceae. The transcript has 5 exons. Gene Ontology annotation, biological process: carbohydrate transport. Bases 248 to 937 code for a protein of 229 amino acids. The record is from RefSeq and is a predicted model, not a curated record. Gene Ontology annotation, molecular function: sugar transmembrane transporter activity. Gene Ontology annotation, cellular component: membrane.
ACGAAAAAAUGUGUAGCCGAAGCCAUAUGUAUCAUUAAUCUAUAUAAGAACUCGAGGAACAUCAAGAAAUCCUACAACAGCCAUUCACUUCAUCCCCUUCGUCUGCUCUCUCUUUCUCUCUAGUGAUCUAAGAACUGGAGCAUCUUCUCUCUCUCUCUCUCUAGUGAUCUAAGAACUCGAAGAUAUACAGCCAUUGACUUGCAUCCCCCCUCGUCUCCUCUCUCUGUCUCGGCAACCAAACGAAUCCAUGGAUAUGGCUACACUCAUCAUUGUCUUAGGUGUCUUAGGUAACAUCGUAUCUUUCAUUGCAUUCCUUGCUCCAGUACCAACAUUUCACUGGAUUUACAAAAGUAAAUCAGCAGAAGGGUUUCAAUCACUGCCAUAUGUCAUAGCACUGCUAAGUUCAAUGUUAUCGAUGUACUAUGCAUUGCUUCAAGAAGGUGUUCUGCUGCUCAUUACUAUUAACUCAUUUGGUUGUGUUAUCGAGACCAUCUACAUUAGCUUGUUUAUCUUUUACGCUCCCAAAAAAUUUAAGAUUCAGACUGUGAAUAUUCUUCUGUUACUGAAUGUUUUCGGCUAUGGGCUAAUGAUUGUAUUGACUACUCUCCUUACUAAAGGAGAUCUACGACGCAAAGUAGUUGGAUUGAUUUGUCUCGCAUUUAACAUUGGUGUAUUUGCUGCACCUUUUUCUACCAUGAGACAAGUUAUCAAAACUAGGAGCGUAGAGUUCAUGUCAUUUCUGUUGUCAUUUGUCAUCACACUAGGGGCAAUCAUGUGGUUCUUUUAUGGUUUUUUAGUCAAAGACUUUUAUGUAGCACUUCCAAAUGUAUUGGAGUUUUUUCUUCGCAUUAGUCAAAUGAUACUUUACUUUCUGUUCAAGAAUGCUAAGAGUGUAAUAGUGGUUCACGAGGAUCAGUCAAAGCUAGAGCUAGUAUGA